GACCCCGGUUUUGCCAGCCAGGCGCUUAUCAACAAGAAGUUAAAUGACUACCGGAAAGUGAGCCCCGCGGGUGCCAAGCCCGAUUCCUCGCCCAAGGGCUCCCGUGGGCUGGGGAUCCGAGCCGAGUUCCUGAAGCAGACGGGAACCAGCGUGCCCCGGUCCCCCAGGCAGGAUGCGGCCGUCACGAAAGAUGAGAGCAGCUCCCAAAAAGCCCCGUGGGGCAUCAAUAUCAUGAAGAAGAACAAGAAAUCUGCCCCUCGGGCGUUUGGCGUGAGGCUGGAGGAUUGUCAGCCUGCCCCAGACAACAAGAACGUCCCCCUGAUCGUCGAAGCUUGCUGCAAGGUGGUGGAGGACCGAGGGCUGGAGUACAUGGGCAUCUAUCGUGUGCCCGGGCACAACGCAGUGCGGUGGCAGGAUCUGAACGUUAUCAGCAGCCUGUUGAAAUCCUUCUUCCGAAAGCUGCCCGAGCCCCUCUUCACCGACGGUGAGUCCCUGUCCCUGGCCAGCUCCUGCUUCCCCAGAGUGGCCAUCGGUGACCCUGUGCUGGUGGCCAC
Merops nubicus (carmine bee-eater) is the source of this 554-nucleotide messenger RNA. Its product is annotated as rho GTPase-activating protein 23-like. The annotation marks the transcript as partial. The transcript is spliced from 5 exons. The record is from RefSeq and is a predicted model, not a curated record. Gene Ontology annotation, biological process: signal transduction. Lineage: Eukaryota; Metazoa; Chordata; Aves; Coraciiformes; Meropidae.